AUGACGUCGUCGUUAGCAGAUUCUCCGAACCGGGCAAGCCCCACGAAUGAUAACAACAGAGACGACAACGAACACCACCGAACCUCCGACGCCGCGGCGGACAACGAUUCCAAGCACGUGCCAGCUGCGGUUUCGACGAACAGGCCCGGAGAUGGACAGGAACACGAUCGACACGGCCAUGAGGACUUGAGCGAGCAAUCCCCUCUCCUCUCCCCGAGCUCCGGCUCGGGUGAAGACGAUGGCCUAAUUGAUGGACGCCCGCCCAGGGCUACAUCGCGGCCGGGCGGCGGCAGCGACGAGCACCAGCAGACGAAAAGCAUAUGGUAUCUAAUCUUGCUGACCAUCGGCAUCGGCGGCCUGCAGAUCGCCUGGUCGGUCGAGAUGUCCAACGGCUCGCCCUAUCUGCUGUCGCUAGGCAUCAGCAAGUCGCUCAUGGCGCUGGUCUGGAUCGCCGGCCCGCUGUCGGGCACCCUGGUGCAGCCCUACGUCGGCAUGCUGAGCGAUAACUGCCGUUUGCGCUGGGGCAAGCGGAAGCCGUUCAUGGUAGGCGGGUCGGUUGCUACGAUCAUCUCGCUCAUGUUCCUGGCGUGGACUAAGGAGCUGGUGGGUGGGUUUUUGGGGUUGUUUGGGGCGGACCCGGCUUCGGAUGGAGUCAAGUACUCGAUUAUUGUGGUCGCUGUGCUGUGGGUUUAUGUGCUUGAUUUUGCCAUCAACACAGUCCAGGCGGCUAUCCGCGCGUUUAUUGUAGACUGCGCACCCGCCCAUCAGCAAGAGAGCGCCAAUGCCAUGGCCAGUCGCUUCAUCGGUAUCGGCAACAUCGCGGGCUACCUGGCCGGUUACCUAGAUCUGCCAGCGGUCCUCUGGUUCUUGGGCGAUACUCAGUUCAAGGACCUCUGUGUUAUUGCCAGCAUCGCUCUAGCUCUGACCAUCAUUUUGAGCUGCGCCUUUAUUCACGAGAGAGACCCGCGGCUCGAGCCCCCUCCAUCCAAAAAUAAACCUGGAGCCACGGCGUUCUUCCGCAAGAUCUUCACCUCCGUGAGGCGCCUCCCACCGCAGACAAUGAAGGUCUGCCAGGUGCAAUUCUGCGCCUGGAUCGGCUUCUUCCCCAUGCUCUUCUAUACAUCGGAGUAUAUCGGCGAGAUCUACGCUGAACCGUACCUGGAAGCGAACCCGAACAUGACUCCCAAGGAGCUGGACAAGCUGUACGAGGAUGCUACUCGAGAGGGUACCUUUGCCCUGCUCAUCUUUGCCGUCAUGGGGCUCCUCACCAACGUGUUCCUCCCUUUCUUGAUCGCCCCAACCUACGAGGCCCACCCCAGCGGAGCAGCCAGCGCGCCCGGCGAGGCCCCUGGACUCUUGAAAGACUACAACAACGAGGAGAGCAAGUCUUGGCUCGACUACCUCGUUAUCCCAGGCUUUACCCUCCGCCGUGCCUGGAUGCUUUCCCAGCUACUGUUUACAGGCAGUAUGCUCUGCACUGUAUUCGUGCGCACCGUGGCCGCCGCGACUGUCCUAAUCGGCCUUGUCGGCAUCACCUGGGCUUUAACCCUCUGGGCGCCCUGGGCCAUCAUCAGCGCCGAGAUCUCGCGUCGCGAUGAACUCCGCCGUGCGCGAUACGCCCACCACCACAGCCUACCAGCUACCACCCGCAGUGGCGGUGAGAUCGCCUACGCUUCCGACUCCAACUCGGACGAAAACGAACAAGAAGCCGAAGCCGAAGCAGCCGACCAAGCUGGCGUCAUCCUCGGCAUCCACAACAUGGCCAUCGCCGCACCACAAAUCAUUGCCACCGUCACCAGCAGUAUCAUCUUCCGCUUCUUUCAGAAACCCCGCGGCGUCCCCGGUGAUCAUAGCAUCGCUGUUGUUCUUGCGCUUGGUGGGAUCACGGUGUUCAUCUCGGCGUUUUUCAUCCAUCGGAUCCGUGACGAGCCUGGGGGUGCGGAUGAGAGUGGGGUGGAUGUGUUGAGUGCGGCUGAGGAUGUUGAUGGUGCUGGGAGUGUGGCCGACAGCCGGCCGAGUACCAGCCAUAGUAGGAGGCGCUCGACUGAGGGGCUGCCGCGGGCGAGUUUGGAGAGGGCGGCGCUGGUGCGGAAUCAGAGUUUUGGAGGGGCGGAAUAUUGA
Molecule: messenger RNA, 2121 nt
Organism: Dichotomopilus funicola
Lineage: Eukaryota; Fungi; Ascomycota; Sordariomycetes; Sordariales; Chaetomiaceae
Product: major facilitator superfamily domain-containing protein
Exons: 4
Coding region: 1-2121 (706 amino acids)
Cellular component (GO): plasma membrane
Molecular function (GO): sucrose:proton symporter activity
Source: RefSeq, a predicted model, not a curated record